AUUCGCACGUGACGUACUGUUGAUAAUCACUUUAGGCAGAAGACGUACGCCGUACGUCAGUCGUCACAUGCGACUAUGUCAGGCAGUUAAUUGACAGAGUUGCUGUAAUCAAAGUGUGCGCGAUGCGAGUGUAUACAUUUAUGAUAGUCCUGGUGGCGCUAGCUACCCACAAUGCGGGUGAUUGCGCGCGGAUCCUCGGUCUUUUCCCUCACACCGGUAAGAGCCACUUCAUGGUCUUCGAACCUCUGCUACGCGCGCUCGCCGGACGCGGUCACCAUGUCACUACCGUCUCCUACUUCCCACUCAAGAGUCCACCAGCAAACUACACGGACGUGGUGCUAGAGGCUGCUGUACAAGAAGGACUGAGUUCUUUGGACUUAUCCAUGUUCGAGAAAUCUAAUCCGCUCAUGAAAGUUCCUCUUUUGAAUACAAUUAUAAAGAACAUAUUCGAAAUAGAAAUGACCGUUCCAUUAGCGUUGGCUACAUGUGAAAGUAUUAUCCGUCAGUCAUCUGUGAUAGAAGCCUUAAAGCAAAAAUACGACGUGCUCAUUGUGGAGAACUUCAACAGUGAUUGCAUGUUAGGACUAACCCAUGUUUUUGGUAUCGAAGCUCCCAUUGUAGGCAUUUCUUCAUCUGCUAUUUUUCCAUGGACGUACGGCAGAUUCGGUUUACCUGAUAAUCCCUCUUAUAUUCCCUUAUUAACUUCACCAUACACAAGUAACAUGACGUUUAUGCAACGACUGGACACGUUUAUUUCCAAAUUAUACGUGAAUGCUUUAUAUCAUAUGAUACAGAAAAGAGAGCGUGAUAUAAUUGAGAAGCACUUCAGUGUAAAGAUCCCAGACUUGGAAGAAAUAGGCAAAAAACAAACGUCAGUGUUGUUGGUGAACACUUUUCACACGCUCAACGGAGUUCGACCCACUUUGCCAGCUAUUAUAGAAGUUGGGGGAAUGCAUCUAGAUCAUUCAAGAAAAGUAUUGCCAUCGUAUAUCGAGAAGUUCCUGAACGAGUCAGAACACGGUGUGGUCCUGUUGAGCUUCGGUUCCCUCCUAAAGACGUCCACCAUUCCCAAGUACAAGGAGGACAUGAUAGUGAACGCGUUGGGUAAGCUGAAGCAGCAGGUCAUCUGGAAGUUCGAGGCGAGCGGGGAGGAAGGCACUCUCACUGGCAACAUCCUCAGAGUCAAGUGGCUGCCUCAGUACGAAUUACUAAAGCACAAGAAGAUAGUAGCGUUCAUAACACAUGGCGGUCUGCUGGGCAUGACGGAGGCAAUCUCUGCCGGUAAACCGAUGGUGGUGGUGCCUUUCUUUGGGGACCAGCCCGCCAACGCCGCGGCAGCCGCUGAAGCCGGCUUCGCUACCACCGUACCCUACAAUGAACUCACUGAAGAAAGACUGACCAAAGCGUUGGAAUUUGCAUUGAGCCCUGAAACUCAAUUGAAUGCGCGUCGCGUAUCGAGCAUUUGGCACGACAGACAAGCAGAGCCUCUAGAAACAGCGGUGUACUGGACUGAGAGAGUUAUACGCUGGGGUCUCCAUGCGCCGCUGCAUUCGCCGGCAAGAGACAUGCCUUUGUACCAAAUCGCCUUAUUAGACGUCAUCGCCACAUUAGCUGUCGCCAUUUCGAUUUUAUUGGCUUUAUCGUGGUAUAUUUUGUCUAAAGUCUUUCGACUUUUUUUUGGCAGCGGAAGUAAAUUGAAAAUGAACUAGCUUUGUAAUAAAAUAAUGG
This is a messenger RNA of Papilio machaon (common yellow swallowtail), 1728 nucleotides long. RefSeq names its product UDP-glycosyltransferase UGT5. Gene Ontology annotation, molecular function: UDP-glycosyltransferase activity. Lineage: Eukaryota; Metazoa; Arthropoda; Insecta; Lepidoptera; Papilionidae. The transcript is spliced from 4 exons. The record is from RefSeq and is a predicted model, not a curated record. The coding region runs from base 123 to 1709 and encodes 528 amino acids.